This is a messenger RNA of Sardina pilchardus (European sardine), 3467 nucleotides long. RefSeq names its product fibrinogen-like 2b (gene fgl2b). NCBI's taxonomy places the organism in Eukaryota, Metazoa, Chordata, Actinopteri, Clupeiformes, Clupeidae. The transcript has 2 exons. The coding region runs from base 81 to 3437 and encodes 1118 amino acids. The record is from RefSeq and is a predicted model, not a curated record.
ACAAGGGGGAGAAGACAAACACACCCUCAGAGGACAACAAUAACAAAACCAACAUAGUGAAAACAAGCAAUUUACAAACUAUGGACAAAUCUGAUGCCACCAGUGGACAAAAGCAGAUGAAUCCUGUUUCAGCAGACCAUGACAGAACUGGUAUUAAGGUAACAGGGUUGAACCCUCUAGCUGUCCAGACAACCCAAAAGGCUGAUGGUAUAAAACAGCCAAUCCUGCACACAGGAGAUACUAUGGACAAUACUGAAGGCAAAAACAGACCACAAUAUCCUUCAGGUAGCAGGCCAGAUGGCGGCAACAGAGACAAAGCAUCAAACCCUCUCACUAGCAUUGAAGGAGGGAAGCAGUCAACUUCUCCUACUCUUGACAAGGGCAAAAAGGACAGUCAUCUUAUGGGCCGUGAACAGCCAUGGAGAACCAAGAGACCCAUAAUUCAGGAAAGACGUGCAAACAACACCAGGACAUGGAUAAAACCGCUCCUCAGUACAGACAAGGGGGAGAAGUCAAGCAGAUCCUCAGAGGACAACACUGACAAAACCAAUACAACGAAAACAAGCAACUUACAAACAGUGGAUAGUUCUGUGGACACUGGAAAUAGGACGAGGAAAGUUAUCCCAACAAUUAAGGCCACCGCUGGAGAAAAGCAGAUGGAUCCUGUUUCCACAGACAAUGAGGAAAUUGGUAUUAAGGUAACAGAGCUGAACCCAGUCGCUGUCCAGACAACCCAAAAUGCUGAUGGCAUAACACAGCCAAACCUGCACACAGGAGAUAACAUUGACGAUAAAGGGCAAAAGAAGCCACAACACCCUUCAGGUAUCAGGCCUGAGGGCAGCAACAGAGAGAAAGCAUCAAACCCACCCCCUGCAGUCACCAGCAGUGGUGUAGGGAAAGAGUCAACUUCUCUUGUUAACAAGGGCAACAUUAACAAAACCAAUAUAAUGAAAUCAAGACAUUUUCAGUCUGCGGACAAAUCGGUGGACAUUGGAGAUAGGACGACAGAACCAGUGUCUGAGGUAAAGGCCACCAGUGGAGGAAAGCAGAUGAAUCCCGUUUCAACCGAAAAUGAAAAAACUGGUUUUGAGGACACAGGGUUGAACCCAGUAGCUAUUCAGAUAGUCCAAAAGGCCGAUGGUAUGACACAGUCAAUCCCGCACACAGAAGAUAACAUCAACAAUAGCAACGGUCAAAACAAGCUACAACACCCUUCAGGUAAAAUGACUGAGGGCAGCAACAGAGAUGAGAAACCAAAUCCUUUCACAGGCACUAGCGGAGGGAAGCAGUCAACUUCUCCUGUUGACAAGAGCAAAAAGGAUAGUCAUCUUAUGGGCCGUGAACAGCCAUGGAGAACCAAGAGACCCAUCACUCAGGACAGACCUGCAAACAACACCAGGACAUGGAUAAAACCGCUCCUCAGUACAGACGAGGGGGAGAAGUCAAGCAGAUUCUCAGAGGACAACACUGACAAAACCAAUACAAUGAAAACAAGCAACUUACAAACUGUGGAUAGUUCUGUGGGCACUGGAAAUAGGACAAGGAAAGUUAUCCCAACGAUUAAGGCCACCAGUGCAGAAAAGCAGAUGGAUCCUGUUUCCACAGACAAUGAAGAAAUUGGUAUUAAGGUAACAGAGAUGAACCCAGUAGCUGUCCAGACAACCCAAAAUGCUGAUGGGAUAACACAGCCAAUUCCCCAUGUAGAAGAUAACAUUAACAACAACAAAGGGCAAAAGAUGCUACAACACCCCUCAGGUAACAAACCUGAGGGUGGCAACAGAGACAAAGCAUCAAACCCUCUCACUGGCACUAGUGGAGGGAAGCAGUCAACUUCUCCUCUUGACAAGGGCAAAAAGGACAGUCAUCUCAUGGGCCGUGAACAGCCAUGGAGAACCAAGAGACCCAUCACUCAGGACAGACCUGUAAACAACACCAAGGCAUGGAUAAAACCGCUCCUCAGUACAGACACAGAACAGAAUUCAAACACAUCCUCAGAGGACAACACUAAUAACACCAAUAUGAUGAAAACAAGCAAUUUACAAUCUGUGGACAAAUCGGUGGACAUUGGAGAUAGGGCGAGAGAACCCGUAACUGAGGUAAAGCUCACCAGUGGAGAAAAGCACAUUAAUCCUGUUUCAACAGACAAUGAUGGUAUAACACAGCCAAUUCCACACAGAGAAGAUAAUAUUAACAAUAACAACGGGCAAAACAAGCUACAACACCCUUCAAGUAAAAUGGCUGAGGGCACUGGCUCUGGCAUUGGUGGGGGGAAGCAGUCAAGUGUGCCUUCUGUUGACAGGAGUUUAGGGAAACAGUCUUAUCGUCUAUCAGAGAACAGAACAGAUGAAGAAAGAGGGACAAAUGAGCCAAACACAUCUAUAAGACAAAAGGCUAAUAUCACCAGCAGACUGAAGAAGCUAAUUCCAUUUAACCUGAAUAAAAACCAAACCAAAGAGAGACAACCAAACAUCAUGAAACAAGAGUCUGUUGUUGUCAUUAAUGGUAGGAGGAGGCCACAGGACCCAGUCCCUCUAGACAAGGUAACAACAGGACGAGAAUCGCACAUAAUUCCAGGCAGUAAUAACAACAGUCAAAUGACAGACCUGAAGCCACCUAAAUAUGUAGAAGUGACCAAGUACACAGAUGAGGUGAGGGGGUCCAAAUCUCUCACCGUGGAGGGGAUACAGGAAAACUACCCGAUAUCAUCACAGCCUGAAAGCAACAAUGGAACUGCUAAACCAGCUCAAGAUUGCUCUGAUUACACUGCACGGGAACCAAGGAAGAAUGGUAUUUUCAUUGUGAGACCAGACCUGAAAAACAAUUCCUUCCCCGUGCUCUGUGAGAUGGAGUCUUAUGGUGGGGGCUGGACAUUACUUCAGCGACGCUAUGAUGGGAGUAUCAGUUUCAAUCGAUCCUGGAAUGAAUACAAAAGGGGCUUUGGACAAUUGGAUGGUGAAUUUUGGCUAGGAAAUGACAAGAUUCACCUGCUCACUAAAGGUAAAGAGAUGGCCCUGCAUAUCCAGCUGGAAGACGUUGAAGGUCUUAAAGCACAUGCAACUUAUGAACGUUUUUCAGUGGCUAGUGAACUUGAGCGCUAUCGCCUGACUGUGGGACACUACUCUGGUACAGCAGGGGAUGCUCUGAACUUCAGCCAGAUAUUUAACCAUAACCAGAAGUUCUUCACCACUCCUGACAGAGACAAUGACUACUACCCCUCUGGAAAUUGUGGGGCCUACUACGGCUCUGGCUGGUGGUUUGACUCUUGUAUGUCAGCAAAUUUAAAUGGUAAAUACUACCAAACACGAUAUAAAGGGGUUCGUAACGGUAUAUAUUGGGGAACAUGGCCCAACAUCUCCUCAGAGUAUUAUCCAACUAAUUACAGACACGCAUUUAAAACAGUGACUAUGAUGAUAAGACCCAGUAGCUAUAAACCAUAAGUACACAGAAUUCUGAUAAAUCAGAUGAUA